UUUCAGCCUUCUCCCAGGAGAGACUCUCGUGCGGGAGCUGAUUUCUUCUCGGAUCUGACCACCGUAGCCCUCGGUAAUUAUAGCAGCGUUGAAAUUCCGAGCUAAAAACAGAAGUGCAGCGUGUGCCUAUUCCCCAUGUGAUUCGGCAAGCAGGAAAUUGAAAGAGCCUGACUUGAGAAGGGAGAGGGGAGCGCAAAGCAAUAGCCACAUCUAAUAUUUAUCUCCAACCUGCUCCGCCUGGGACGCAGGAGCUGUCAUCUGCCGGAGGUGAUUAUGCAUGCAGCCAGAGCAGAGCCUGAUUGGGUGUAGUAGGACCGAAGGCGAGGGGGAGAGGGAGCGGAGAGAGAGUUCGGCUCGCCGCACUGAAAUGUAAACACUGGAAAGCGAGAGGGAGUAGGACGCCUUUAUGCUCCCAACUGCGAGCAGCAGGCUCCCGCGGCUCCAGCGACGUACCCCUUGCACAUCUAAGCUGUGCCCGGCUGGAUGAGCAGAAGCAGAGACUCCGGAGGAUCUCCUGCCUGUGGAUAUAAAUAGGGGGCAAUCGGGAUGCGCUAGCUUUCUCCGGUGGCGCCGCAGCUCCUUCGUGCUCCGCGCCGCGGCUGGGACGGGGCAAUGGACAUGAACAUGAAGAAGUUCACAGUGCGUCGGUUCUUCUCGGUCUAUCUCCGCAAGAAGUCUCGGUCAAAGAGCUCGAGCCUAAGUAGAUUUGAGGAAGACGGUAUCGUGAAGGAAAUAGACAUCAGUCAUCAUGUGAAGGAAGGUUUUGAAAAAGCAGAUCCUUCUCAGUUUGAGCUGCUGAAAGUAUUAGGACAAGGUUCAUAUGGAAAGGUAUUUCUAGUGCGGAAGAUCAAAGGAUCUGAUGCGGGUCAGCUUUAUGCCAUGAAGGUACUUAAGAAAGCAACUCUGAAAGUUCGGGAUCGGGUACGAUCAAAAAUGGAGAGAGAUAUUUUGGCAGAAGUGAAUCAUCCUUUCAUAGUCAAACUUCAUUAUGCAUUUCAAACAGAGGGAAAGUUGUAUCUAAUACUAGAUUUCCUGCGGGGAGGGGACCUUUUCACAAGACUCUCCAAAGAGGUGAUGUUUACAGAAGAGGAUGUCAAGUUCUACUUAGCUGAGCUGGCCUUGGCGUUAGACCACCUCCAUGGUCUUGGAAUUAUUUACAGGGAUCUAAAACCAGAAAACAUUCUUCUUGAUGAAGAGGGCCACAUUAAGAUAACAGAUUUUGGUCUCAGUAAAGAAGCCAUCGACCAUGACAAGAGAGCAUAUUCGUUCUGUGGAACAAUAGAGUAUAUGGCCCCAGAGGUGGUCAACCGACGAGGACACACGCAGAGUGCAGACUGGUGGUCUUUCGGCGUACUCAUGUUUGAGAUGCUGACGGGAUCGUUACCCUUCCAGGGAAAAGACAGAAAGGAGACAAUGGCACUCAUUCUCAAAGCCAAGCUGGGAAUGCCACAGUUCUUGAGCGUAGAAGCCCAGAGCCUGCUGCGAGCCCUCUUCAAAAGGAACCCCUCCAACAGAUUAGGUGCGGGAUUCGAUGGAGUGGAAGAAAUUAAACGUCACCCUUUCUUUGUUACUAUUGACUGGAACAAACUAUACAGGAAAGAAAUCAAGCCACCCUUCAAGCCCGCAGUGGGACGGCCAGAAGACACCUUUCAUUUUGAUCCAGAGUUCACAUCUCGGACCCCCACAGAUUCCCCAGGUGUCCCUCCAAGUGCCAAUGCUCAUCAUCUUUUCAGAGGGUUCAGCUUCGUUGCCUCUAACUUGGUGCAGGAGCCUGCACAGCAGGAUGUGCACAAAAUCACCGUCCAUCCAAUUGUGCAGCAGUUACAUGGGAACAACAUUCACUUUACAGAUGGAUACGAGAUCAAGGAGGACAUAGGAAUUGGCUCCUAUUCAGUGUGCAAGAGAUGUGUUCAUAAAGCCACAGAAACAGAGUUUGCGGUGAAGAUAAUUGAUAAGAGCAAGAGAGACCCCUCUGAAGAAAUUGAGAUCCUCUUGCGAUACGGACAGCAUCCAAACAUCAUUACUCUUAAAGAUGUCUAUGAUGAUGGGAAAUACGUGUACCUGGUGAUGGAGUUGAUGCGGGGAGGUGAGCUGCUGGACCGCAUUCUUCGGCAGAAGUGUUUCUCAGAGCGAGAGGCCAGCGCUGUGCUGUGCACCAUCACCAGGACUGUGGAUUACCUGCACUCUCAGGGUGUGGUGCACCGGGAUCUCAAGCCAAGUAAUAUCCUCUACAUGGAUGAGUCAGGAAACCCAGACUCCAUCAGGAUCUGUGACUUUGGGUUUGCCAAGCAACUGAGAGCGGAGAAUGGGCUGCUCAUGACUCCCUGCUACACGGCAAACUUCGUCGCCCCCGAGGUCCUUAAACGCCAAGGUUACGAUGCAGCCUGUGACAUCUGGAGCUUGGGGAUCCUACUGUAUACCAUGUUGGCAGGGUUCACUCCUUUUGCAAAUGGACCAGAUGAUACCCCAGAGGAGAUUCUGGCCAGGAUCGGCAGUGGCAAAUACGCGCUUACAGGAGGAAACUGGGAUUCAGUAUCUGAUACUGCAAAGGACAUUGUAUCAAAGAUGCUUCAUGUAGACCCUCAUCAGCGCCUCACGGCAGUACAAGUCCUAAGACAUCCAUGGAUAGUGAACAGGGAGUAUUUGUCUCAAAACCAACUCAGCAGACAAGACGUUCACCUGGUGAAGGGUGCAAUGGCAGCCACUUACUUUGCUUUAAACCGAGCACCUCAGGCACCAAGGCUGGAGCCUGUAUUGUCCUCCAAUCUGGCUCAGCGGAGGGGCAUGAAAAGACUUACCUCUACCAGGUUGUAGCAGUACCCCCAAAAGGCCUCUUUGAAAACCCACAGUUUAUUAUUUGAGAGAUUCAUCUUUACUUGGCUAGCAGAACUAUUUUGGACAACCUGCACAUGAAAUCGCCAGAACUAGCAGAAGCCCAGUGUAAGGCAAAGUUCUCCUUUGCUCCAUCAUUUCUUUUACAUUCCAGCCAGGGUCCCGAGUUUAAUAAGUUCACAAAGAUGUGCCAAUUUUGCCACUAGCUCUGUUUCCUUACUGAGAUAAAGCCAAAUAAAGUAGAUGUGCUCCAUCCUUCCCACCCUAGGAAAUACUGGUUUUGAGUCCUUAAGAUGUUCCAUGGGAAGACUGUUUUCAUUUUAUUUCUCAAGAAAAGCACUUUUUGCUAUGAAGAACGCAAUCAGGUUUGAAUGUUUUCAGCUGUUCCAGCAUGCGUCAUGAUGAAGUGGCUCAGCUGGUCACCAGUAGACAUCUACUGAUCUCCACUCACCACAGGAAGAGUGAAGACUGCAGAGACACGUGAAUAAUAACCUUACUUGAAAUAAGUGCUAUACAGCAUGAAGGAGAGAGAGCUGUUGGUGAUGGAAAUACCUUCUGAUUUCAAGAAAUCUUUUGCACUUUGCCCCUGCCCUCUCUGGAACGAAGUCAGCACCUCUUGAGGAGCACAUGCCACCAGCCCUGACUUACUCAGAGGUCUCAGAGAGCAGAAAACCUCUGAGAAACUCACUCCUCGGAGGAAAUUAUUGGGUCUUACAAGACUGUGGGAAAGCAUUCACAUAUAACAGUGUGAGUAGGAGCCUGUGGAUCAGGGGAAAAAAAGGCGUCUGGUCUUGGCCACCAAGCAGGAUGUCUGGGAGGACUUGGUGAGGGGGCUGGGGAACCGAGCAGAGGCAGGGAACAGUGCAAGUGACUUUGAGGACAGUAGGCGAAAAGACCCAUGGCAGCGUGGUGGGGAGUACUGCCAAAGGGAACUAGCAUGCACGUGCUUAGAGGGUGAACUGGGACCCCUUUAAAAGCGAGGGACAGUCCCUCUCCAGCAGCUGGUGCAGAAAAGGGGGGUGGGCAUUGGGCGGCUGAGGGGCCGGGUGGGUUGUGCAGCUGUCCUCCCACGCCAUCGUGGAGUCUGCUCACGGCGCCUGCUCACGGAGGCCGGCUCUGGUGGGCCAGAGUGCCACCCUGGAGCAAGCGAUGUCAUUUCCAGUUGUUGCUCCCUGCCCUUCCCUGGCUGCUCACCCGAAUCCGCCCCUGUCACCCAACGUUUCAUGUCCCUGCCUGGCUGUUCUGCUCUAGCAGAGCUAAACUCCCUGUGCCAUGUGUGUGCGGAGAGUACCUGCUUCUGAAGAGUCCAGCUAACUCUGUUACAAGCUUUAAUAAUAAUAAUAAAUUAUGAGGAGAAAUGGGAGGAUGCUCUGCUUUUAUAUUUAUAUAAAUAUGUACAUGUGUAUUUAUAUACAUAUAAAACAAAAGUUCUGUACCCUAAUACCUGGUUUUUCUAGGUUCGGGGAAAGAAAACUUUGUUGAAAUGGUCUCAGCAAAAUGGACCUUUUUUUUCAUUCCCUGAUUUCAAAGAAAAUGCGCAAGCUUUGUGGUGCCGGAUGUGAACUAUUUUUUUAUUCUUUCUCUUACCCGUCUUGGCUUAUGGUGGUCACAAGCUGACCAGGAUUCUUCUUUGUACUGCUUUUGUUAAUUUUCGUUUUCCGAGUAAAUUUUGUCACCUCAGAUGCUUUGUGGGAAAAGCUAAUGUGUUAUGUUGCCUUUUUUUCUGUCAUGAUGGGAAAAAAAAGAAAAAUGUGAACAUGGAGCUUCAUAUGCUGGAGAUGGUAAUUUUUCCAUGCUGGGCGGUAUGUGCAUCUCGAUGCUGAACUGGAAUUACCAGAUCACUGCCUCAGUGUCCAAGGGAAGGAGUUGCAUUUGCUACAGCAAUAUGCUUCCUAAAACUAGCUCUGUUCCAAUGUUGACUGAAAUUUGUUUGUUUGCAUUAGUCUAUUUUUAAAUUUAAAUUUAUUCUUAAUAAUUUAAACCGAUAUUAUAUUUAAUGUUCAGGUUUAUGUGCUGUGCACAGAGGUCUGCUGCAAAGCGGCUCUCCUUGAAGCCCAUCUCUUUUCUAGAAUAAACGAUGCUGUGAAACCUCACACCGUGGCUGAAUCAGCUUGGACUGAUGUGUGCAAACACGUGCAGGUGUGUGUCUAUGGGUAUAUACACAGCAGCCCUCAUUCUCUCCUCCAGCUAAGCUGGGCUCACUGACAGCUUUUUGCAGCCUUUACACUUUUCCUCUUGCUAGAAGUUAAGUCACGUAUAUUUCUGCGAGCAGCACCCUGCGAGGUGAGUCCACAGGCAGGAAAAAUCCUGGCUGAUGCAGAAACGCUUGGGCCUGGCCUUGUUUCCCUCUAAGUGACUUCUAUCCUGGAAGAAGGCAAGGUGGGCACAAGGAUGCUAAGGGCAACCUGGAGGGAGGGAUGGAUUUUCUGGGGUCCCAGAUGGUUUGUGCUGUUUCAACAAAACAUAUUUUUAAUGGUCGGUGUAAUUGUAUUGUAUAUGGGCAGAAAGACUGUUGUAAAUAUUAUGUAGAGUUUUUGUCUCCCCCUGAGAUUUCCUGGUCAUCUUCCGUUCCUUCAGUUUGCUUUCUCUUCAUAGCCAUUGGAAACAGUCUAAUUCCCUCUUGAUAAACUCAGUCUUAAUUCUUUGAGCAUUUUUUUUCAAUGAAUAUUAUUGUAGGCCAAGCUUACAGGAUGUUGCUCUUCCUGAAUUUAAUGGUUUGAAUCUCUUCCUUGAUUUAGCUCUUUCUAACCCACCAGCUAUCACCCUAUUAACUGUACAAGGUUUGGGCCACAUACAGAAUGAUACAUGUUGAUGCUCGUUAAUUACUCUAUAAGCCUAUAAAUUACAUAUAAUGGGGUUUGCUUACUAAGAUUUUGUUGCCAGCACAUCCAGAUGUAUGCACGUGUGUGUGUGUACAUAUAAACACAUACACACAAAAAAAGUGCUGUCCCAGCUUGUCCAAAUGAGGAUAGAAGUGUAGUCAGGGCUUGAGGUGAUACUCUGAUGAGGUUUGUCUGUGGUGUUCUUGAAAAUUAGUCAUUGAAAAUGGUAGUGGUUAGUCUGGGUGUGGAUAGGCAGCUGUGGAAAAAGCUGUCCUGUCCAGCCUCCCCUCUGUCCCAGCUGUGCAUCCCCGUGCACCCCCAGGGCAGAUCAGCCCCCCUUCCUCAGGCUUGCCACGGGAUGUGCUCUUCUGAGGUUUUUCUGACCUGUUUCAGUCAGGAUCCCAGUUAAACCAUUUUCACCGUCAAUCUUGCCUCCAUCAACAAUCCUAGGGACGAUCACUCCUGGCAGAGGGGGAGGAACACACCAUUGGCACUUAUUAUUUCAGACUGGUAGCACCUCCUGCUUCCCUUGGCCCAGCUGGAUCCAGGCAAAGAUGCAUGGCCAUGGCCUAAUUACUGCUAUGGCUGCUUUUAUACCAGGGUCGCUUUUCCAGGCUCCUUGCUGUAGCUCAGCAAUAAACAUUUAUUCUUUCUAGAAGAAAACUUAACUGAAAAAGGCUUAGCCUCUCUCUUUCUCCCUCUCGCCCUCUCUUUUUAAUCUUAAAGGACUUUUACUAAAUGUUAUGUUUAACUCCUAAAAGUCAAAAAAUCACUUUGAAUUAGAUCAUACCAUCUUGCAGGUUAUUAGUCCACAAAGUGACCUAGUGCCUUAGGCUAUUACCAGUUACAUUUCUGAACCGUCAAGCUACGCAAAGCAAUGACCAUCCAAGGCAUGCUAAAGUGCAUCUGUCACAGACAUAGUCAGCUUAUCUGGAGAGCCGCUUCAAAAGCUGUUGUUCAGCUCAGUAGAGGGGUGUCUGCCCAACAGGGAGGAGGCAUCUCCCCACACUUUGCAGAGCUGGAUCCUACCUCUGCAGCUCCCUGACUUUGAAGAAGCCAAAUGGCCCUGAUGAAGAUCAUGGGAAGAUCCAGUUCCUAUGCAGCACCACAGCUUGUGUAUAUGGCAAAGGUGUGGGAGAUGCUGCUCAGAGGGAGAGCUGACCCCCGCCCCCAGUCCUCCAUGAAGUUUUACUUGUUUAAAAUCUGUUUAAUUUUUUCUAAGCAAGUUUUAACAGCGGAUUGAAUUUAUAAAGCCUGACUUUUUCAGCAAACCACAAGUGGCCUUCACAGAUACUUUGUAAUCAAUCUCUGCAUCUGAAAAAAAAAUCCCUCUGAUAAUAGAUUCUGGUUUGACUCUCCAGAAAACGGCCUCAGGUACUGGGGAUAACCCAGGCACAGAGAGCUGGGAGAAGCAUGUCUUGUGUGACAUGAACCUUGCGUGUCACACUCUUACAAAGUACAGAUCGUGUGUCCCUGUGCUUCAUCUAACCCUGGAUGUACUACUGGGACUCUUUUCAGCCAGACUUACGGUUAAAUAGGUUUUGGACUGAGUUUGAAAGGGACAAUAAAUCUGUUGGCUUACAGGGUACAUCAGAUUCUGUUAGAAAUCAGUACACAGAUCUUUAAGGGACAGGCUGGUUUUGCCUGCAUAGUGCAGUGCUCACUCUAACAACUUGUACCUGGCUCUGGUACAUCCGAAUACAUCAGAACUUUGAUUGAGUAUUGCAGUUGCUGUGCGUCUAUAAUAUGAAUUAUGCCAGGGCUUGGAUCAUCCCCUAAACCAUGAGUGCCACAAGGGUUUCUUUUGCCACCAGUCCACAGAACUUAUGCCAGCAUAUGCAAGUGCUGAUGCUAAAAACAGGCAGGCAGUCACUUUCUCUUGACCUCAGCUGCUCAUUUGUCUUUUCACACCUCCCUUAUCCAGGUCACCACGGAGCAAAGCAAAUGUUUGUGCCUCAGAACAAGUGGCUGGGGGUAGCAGGAAGGCAACAGUGUCUUUUUUUGCCAGCAGUGCUGUCAACAUAUUGGUGUGGCUACAACUUCGGUGUCGCCUCUGUCCCUCUGUUUCUGAGUUACACUGAGCUGAGCCCAGGUGUGGCUCAGAGUCAAGUGAUAAAUGAUGGGAUGUUUGUACAGCAGCAGGUUAUCGGUCCCAAGCGGUGUGCACAGAGGGGGAGGACAAGUCCAGGCUUCUGAAAAUUUGCCACAAGUUCAUAUAAACGCCCUGUAACCAGAGGGUAUAGGGCCACAGAUAACACGCCAUGGGGAAAUAAUGUUGACUGUGUGUAUUUUUGCCACCAUCGACUUUAUAAAGAGGAUAGAAAAAAUCCUGGGUUUGUUUUUAAAUCACCUAUUUUUACAGAGGAAAUUCCUGAUUUUGUAGAGUGCUACAGUCUUGUAGAUGCCUAGUAGGAGUAAGGCAGAUAAGCAUGGAAGAUAAAGUAGAUCACUAUAGCAGAAAAGGAGACAGCUUUCACUGGAAAAUUGUUUUAAUUCAGGUGUUUUGAAGCUGUAUCUUAGUUGUGUGUAUUUAGCAAGUAUUUAGAAGCAAAGUUCUCUUGUUGAACAUCUGCAGAUCGUGCCCUUAAAUAAGAGCCAAGAGAGCUAGCUCCAGGGUGAUAUGUCUGAAUCCUAACAGUUAGGCAAGAAGUACAACUGGGCCAACCACCUCAGAUAUUUCUUAGAUUAAAAUAAAAAGGCCUAAAAUAAUAUGUUUUAAUACAGUUCAUAACAAAGGAAAACGUGCAAGCCCAUUUUCUUUUCCUCAUUUGAUGUAUGCAUCAAAAUCCCAUAGAAGUGUGGAUUACCUUCUAGCUGACCGUGCUUCUAAAACCCUGUAUUGCCCCAAGAUAUUGCAGCUAAGCUGCUUCUGGUCCCUCAGUUACUGUGUGAACACAGUCCCCCACUCCCCCCUCCAUGUCUGCCCACAACAGGCACAAGCAACAAUUGUGCAUCCUCUUGUAUUCUGAAAGUUAGUAAAAAUGUGAGUGUCUAAACUCAGAAGAUAAAGUUAAAUGUAAGGUUCUCCGUGUGUAUAGAACUAAAUUUCUGAGUAUUUAUAUGAAGGGUGAGCAGAAGUCUGUGCAGAACAAGAACACUACAGAGCAAAUAAAGCCACAGUAGUUCUUAGAGCCAAAUUUUAGCUAAAAUCUAUAAGUUUUGUGAGUCUAGAGCUUGCAUUUCCAUGUGCAAGCGGGUGACAACACACACAGGUCAGCCAGCUAAGCAGGCAUCUGAUCGUGCAUGUCAGUACAGGCUUGCACAUGGAAAUGUUUUGUAGCCGAGUUUAGAGUCUAAAAUUAACAGUUUGGCCCUUUGCAUCACCCUGUAUUGUGUAAACCAUGAUGGUCAGUGUUGAACAUUACAACCGCUACUUGCUUUGCUGAUGUAGUUAUAGAGUCAAUUUGUGCUCCAUCCUGUCUCCUAAAUGGAUGUGAUGAUGGUCAUAGUUUUCAGAGAUGCCGUAGCCUGAAAGGCAAAUGAGGAAAAUAUAAAUCCUCUUCGAUAAAGGAGAAUUUUGAAAGGAGAGGCUGGAAAUAAGCAUUUUGAAGUGCAGAAAAUGAAAACCAGUUGCUUAAAGGUUGUUUCUGAUUUGUGACUCAGAGCCAAAUCUUGCCUCCCUCACUCUUGCUGUGUCAGUUCCUUAAUCUGUAUGCACCUUCCGUGAAAUUAGGGGGACAGCUCAGAGCAGGGUCCUCUUUCCUGUCGCAGUGGUGGAGUUUGGCCAUUAAAUGAUGAUGUGUCCAAGGGGCUUAUUUGGGUAGUAUUCAGUGAAUUUGACAAAAUAUGAAACAUGAUAUAGCACUUUGUUUACAGGCUCCAUAUUCAUGUUUACAAAUUAUGAUUUCUGAGGCUCACGCUUUUUACGUUUCCUGUAUGAAAAGGGCAGCCGGUGUACAGAUAUUUAUUAUGUUUACCAGCGUUUCUGAAUAGAUUUUUUUUAUAGUACAUGGUUUUAUGAAGUGUAAUAUUUUUAUAGCAGAAUUAUGAUCUUUGGACUUUCUAUAUUGUUACCUACAAAUGUUUGCAAAUAAGCUCUUUGCUCCCUUUUUUCUGUGCACUGUGUCCAGUGUUGCUGCUGCUACUGUUGCUGGCCUCAGCUGCUGCUGCCCCGCCAUGACGUGGGCUGACGGUAUUGUGAAACUGUGCAAACUAACUUCAAAGAGCUGUGAUUGUGCUGAAGGGGCUGGCUGCGUGCUAGGUCCCUCACGGCAGGAGGGAUGGGGAGCUGUACUCUACCAGGGCAAGAGUUUACUGUGGAUGGCCCCAAGGAGAAGCCUCAGUGCUUACCUUUGUCUGUACUCUGCCAGUUUGGCUUGGCAU
Chroicocephalus ridibundus (black-headed gull) is the source of this 9977-nucleotide messenger RNA. It is a transcript of the gene RPS6KA2, whose product is annotated as ribosomal protein S6 kinase A2. The coding region runs from base 613 to 2814 and encodes 733 amino acids. The record is from RefSeq and is a predicted model, not a curated record. NCBI's taxonomy places the organism in Eukaryota, Metazoa, Chordata, Aves, Charadriiformes, Laridae. Gene Ontology annotation, molecular function: ATP binding; magnesium ion binding; ribosomal protein S6 kinase activity. The transcript has 21 exons. Gene Ontology annotation, biological process: peptidyl-serine phosphorylation; intracellular signal transduction.